Messenger RNA from Trifolium pratense (red clover), 780 nucleotides. RefSeq lists its product as uncharacterized. NCBI's taxonomy places the organism in Eukaryota, Viridiplantae, Streptophyta, Magnoliopsida, Fabales, Fabaceae. The record is from RefSeq and is a predicted model, not a curated record. The coding region runs from base 1 to 780 and encodes 259 amino acids. The transcript has 2 exons.
AUGUUAGUGGAUCGAGAGGGGUUGUGGUUUCGUGUGUUGGCAGCUCGUUAUGGGGUGGAGCGAGGGAGAUUGAGAGAUGGAGGGCGGCGAGGAUCUUUGUGGUGGCGAGAGAUAGUGAGCAUUCGGGAUGGUGUUGGAGAGCCGGGGGGAGGUUGGUUCGGGGAGAAUGUUGUUAGGAUGGUGGGGGAUGGUUCAGAUACUCUUUUUUGGACUGACCCCUGGGUGGAUGAGUCUCCUUUAUGUGAGCAAUUUGGCCGUCUGUUUGCUUUAUCAGAGACCAAAUUGCGUACGGUGGCUGAGAUGUUCUCGUUAGGGUGGGGGAUGGAUGGGGCGGCUUGGGCACAGUUCUCAGAUAGGUGGCGGUGGCAGCCAGAUCCUGACACAGGUUACACUGUUCGAGGAGUUUACCAGCUUUUGACUACUCGUGAUUCGGUUACUAUGGAUGAUGCAGAUCAUCUUAUUUGGCAUCCUCAGGUUCCUCUGAAGGUAUCCAUCUUUGCGUGGCGACUACUUCGUGACAGGUUACCUACAAAGACAAACCUGGUUAUUCGAGGCAUCAUAUCUUCUUCAGCACAGGUGUGUGUAGCUGGUUGUGGGGAGGCAGAGUCGGCUCAUCAUUUAUUCAUCUCUUGUAGUUUCUUUGGUUCUCUUUGGGCUUUGGUAUGCACGUGGAUUGACAUUUCUUUGACGGACUCCAGUACUAUCCGGGACCACUUCGUCCAUUUCACAUCAUCUUUGGGUGGAUCUCGGGCACGCCGGUCUUUUUUGCAGCUUAUUUAG